AUGGGAAAAAUCAUCAUUUAUGAGCAUGCCAACUUCCAGGGCUACUCAAAAGAACUGUUCAGUGACGUUGCCAAUCUAAAAGAUAUAGACUGGAAUGAUUGUAUUUCCUCUGUGAAAGUAUUUGGUCAGCCUUGGGUGGCUUAUCAGCAUGCCAACUAUACAGGCCGGUUACUGGUAUUUGAAGAGGGAGAACAUGAUUUUGUUGGUAAACAGAUGAAUGAUAGGAUCUCUUCUCUGCAGGUGAUCACCGAAAAUCUGCACCACCCCCAGAUCACUCUUUAUGAACAUGCUCAAUAUCAGGGGAAGAGCAGGGUGAUAAGAGAAGCAACCAAUCUGAGUAGGGGACGUGACAAUGACACCACAUCUUCUCACAAGGUCCAGAAAGGUGUCUGGCUGUUAUGUCAACACCCUGAUGGAGGUGGUAUUUGUUACAUUGCACGAGAACACGAACAUCUUCCAAAUUACAAGGCAAUCAAUUUGAAUGACAGGCUUUCAUUUCUGCGUCCACUUCUCCCUGGGAAGGGCUGUGGCUGUUAG
Messenger RNA from Apaloderma vittatum (bar-tailed trogon), 537 nucleotides. Its product is annotated as epidermal differentiation-specific protein-like. The coding region runs from base 1 to 537 and encodes 178 amino acids. The transcript has a single exon. Gene Ontology annotation, biological process: visual perception; lens development in camera-type eye. NCBI's taxonomy places the organism in Eukaryota, Metazoa, Chordata, Aves, Trogoniformes, Trogonidae. The record is from RefSeq and is a predicted model, not a curated record. Gene Ontology annotation, molecular function: structural constituent of eye lens.